UUGGAAAACAUUGUAGGAAAGUCUGUGCCCUUGUGCAGAAAAAGGACGUAGAGCUGAAAGAUGCCUAUGGGUCAUACAUUCUCAACUGUUAACAUCAUGCUCCAGAUGUGUGUGAUGUUGUGUUUGCCGUCAGUUGUCUUCUCCAAAUCAACAUAUUCCUGGCCCCCGAGAGGUCGCAACAUCACCAUCCACUCCUCCCAGCUGCUUUGCAGUCUGCCAGGUCCAGAGGGGCCUGCCGGGUACCCCGGAGCCCCUGGGUCUCCCGGGGCCAUGGGCCCUGAGGGGCCUCCAGGGAAGGAUGGCCCGUCCGGGAAGGAUGGAGAGAAAAGUCAAAAGGGAGAUGGAGGUGAUCCAGGGAGGACAGGGAACCCAGGCAAGCCAGGUGUGAAUGGGCGUGAAGGUGUCAUCGGCAAGGCUGGACGUCGAGGGACUGAAGGGGCUCGAGGAACACCGGGGGGUUUGGGAAAACGGGGCCCUAAAGGAAAGCUGGGUGACGUGGGCCAGCAGGGAGCUCCAGGAGGAUGUAACUGUGGCCGUGCAGCUCGAUCAGCCUUCUCUGUGGCGGUGACAAAGAGCUACCCCAAAGUGCGAUUGCCCAUCCGCUUCAGCCGGAUUAUGCUGAAUGAAGGGAAUCACUACAAUGCCAGCAGUGGGAAGUUUGUCUGUGCUGUCCCCGGGGUCUAUUACUUCACAUAUGAUAUCACUCUGGCAAACAAGCACCUGGCCAUUGGGCUGCUACACAAUGGACAGUAUAAGAUCAGAACAUUUGAUGCAAACACAGGGAACCAUGAUGUGGCGUCUGGUUCUACUGUCCUCCAGCUGCAGCAGUCUGACCAGGUGUGGCUGCAGAUCUUCUACGCAGAGCAGAGACUCUUCUUUGAUCCUUUCUGGACAGACAGCACCUUCACUGGCUUUCUCCUCUAUGCUGACCAGGAGUAUCUGAAUGAGGCUGAUAGAAAAGCUAAUGCUAAGGAUGACAGUUAAUCCUGAGAUAUCUUUAUUCAGUUUGUAAUACUUGCCUUCACUUAAUUUCACAUGUAAUGAGAAUGUGAAGAGAUUGGUAAGCAAUGGCAGGCUUCAGUGAAUUUCAGUUGUUCUGACACCAGGGGGCACACAAGGGAGGAAAAGUCAGCCACAGUUGGGGAACCCCUUUAAAUUGUAUGGAAUUUGAAGCCAUGGGUUUUAUCAGCAGUAUCAUUCAUGAUGGUAUUAAAACGUUUUACAUUUUCCAAUAACAUUUGUUUCCAUUCCUCUGGUAUUGUCUUACUAGAGGAGCUGUAAGGUUUCCACAUGUUUUUUUUUUCUUUUUAUACAAAAAGACAAAAAACACUUGGAAGUGAAAUCAUACCAGAGUUGCUAUAGUACUUAUGCAGUAUAAUGUGUUUUAAUGAGCAGACAUGAUGUUAUGAUGUUUUACGGAAGAGGAUUGAGGCCUCAUGAUGCAAAAAACGUGAGAUGUGACCAAAAGUUAAAAAAUAAUUGAGUUCUGACUUUAAUCUCUUUUCUGAGAUAAAAGUCAGAAUUCUGAGAAAAUAUUUAAAUGAUUAAUGCAUAAUAUUGAUACAAAUACUUUGAAUAUUUAUAGGAAUUUGAAAAAUAUAGUAAAGAAAAAAAUAAUAGUAUAAUUAUACAUUAAAACUGUUU
Messenger RNA from Trematomus bernacchii (emerald rockcod), 1644 nucleotides. It is a transcript of the gene c1qtnf2, whose product is annotated as C1q and TNF related 2. NCBI's taxonomy places the organism in Eukaryota, Metazoa, Chordata, Actinopteri, Perciformes, Nototheniidae. Gene Ontology annotation, molecular function: protein binding. The record is from RefSeq and is a predicted model, not a curated record.